AAUAAAAAAGAACAUAGUAAGAGGGGAAACUGAAAAGUGAAAGAGAAGUUAGAAGUAACUACCAAAAACCUGUCCGGUUUGUAAAUAUUGCGGGAGGGUUUUUGUAGGGUUUUUUUCGUAAGCCAAGAAAAAACCUUUAAAUUUGUUUACACUCAAAAUUAGGAUAAGAGGGGAAGUCCAAAAAAAUGGGUUCUUUGAGAAAUGGAACAGAAAUGGUCUUCCAUGAAGAAGAAGAACCAAUCUUGAAAGAGCAAUCCCAAAAGUACUGCACCUUUCCUAUUAGAUACCCACAACUUUGGGAAAUGUACAAGAAAGCACAAGCCAGUUUCUGGACUGCUGAGGAGGUUGACCUCUCUCAGGAUUUGCAGCAAUGGGAAGCCUUAUCUGAAUCUGAAAAGCACUUCAUCAGUCAUGUUUUGGCAUUUUUUGCCGCAUCAGAUGGAAUUGUUUUGGAAAAUUUGGCUGCUAGGUUUCUGAAUGAUGUGCAAAUUCAAGAGGCACGCGCAUUUUAUGGUUUUCAAAUUGCAAUGGAAAAUAUUCACUCGGAGAUGUACAGCUUGCUUCUGGAGACUUAUAUCAAGGACUCAAGGCAGAAAAAUAUGCUUUUUAAUGCAAUUGACAGCAUUCCUUGCGUCUCACUAAAGGCCAAGUGGGCUUUAAAUUGGAUACAGAGUUCCAGCUCAUUUGCUGAGAGGCUCGUAGCUUUUGCAUGUGUUGAAGGAAUUUUCUUUUCAGGAAGCUUUUGUGCUAUCUUUUGGCUGAAAAAGAGGGGGUUGAUGCCAGGAUUGACUUUUUCAAAUGAGCUCAUUUCUAGGGAUGAGGGUCUUCACUGUGACUUUGCUUGCCUUCUAUAUAGUUUUAUGCAAAAGCAAUUGACUUGGCAAAAGAUUCAUCAAAUUGUGCAUGAAGCUGUUGAAAUUGAAACUGAAUUUGUCUGUGAUGCCCUUCCCUGUGCAUUGAUUGGCAUGAAUGCAGAACUAAUGAGUCAGUACAUAAAGUUUGUUGCUGAUCGCCUCCUGGUUGCCUUAGGGUAUGACAAGAAGUAUAAUGUUGAAAACCCUUUUGAUUGGAUGGAAUUUAUUUCACUUCAGGGUAAAGCCAACUUCUUUGAGAGAAGAGUUGGUGACUAUCAGAAGGCUUCUGUGAUGUCAAGCUUGCAAGACAAUGGCAAGAAUUUUGAGUUCAAACUGGAUGAAGACUUCUAGAGUUUUUCCUCUUUUUCUGCGCCCUUGAUUUUUUGAAGCUUUAAGGGAACCUACCACAAGGGAAACUAUGGCAUAAUGAUCACAAAUCUUGGAGAUCAAGAUUCAAAUCCUAACAGAGAAAAAUAAUUGAAUCAAUACUCAUCUUUCUAUUUCAAUUUAUGUAGCAUUGUUUGAUUGAGUACGGAAUUUUUUAAAACUUGUGAUGUAGAACGAUUCUUAAACUAUUGUGUGAGUGAGUGUCAUUAUAAAUCAUUUCAUUAAGGUAAA
Molecule: messenger RNA, 1472 nt
Organism: Solanum dulcamara
Lineage: Eukaryota; Viridiplantae; Streptophyta; Magnoliopsida; Solanales; Solanaceae
Product: ribonucleoside-diphosphate reductase small chain A
Exons: 10
Coding region: 186-1205 (339 amino acids)
Biological process (GO): deoxyribonucleotide biosynthetic process
Molecular function (GO): oxidoreductase activity
Source: RefSeq, a predicted model, not a curated record